CCUGCAUCAACCAUCCGUCAGCCCAGAGAGCUGGCAACCCGGAAUUUUCGAAACAACAGAGAUCGCCCGGGGAACCCGCCCGGCAGAACCCACUUCUUCCGGUUCCCGUCCCCUUUCGCCCCGUUCGCCCCGCGCCGCAUUCGGCUUUCGCCUUGUUUUCGGUCAUUACACGUUCGGAUCAGAACUAAAACUCCCUCCGUUGCCCGCAACAAUGCCACCACGCCGCAGCGCCCGCCUCAACCCCGCCGGCGCCACUGCAACCGACUCAUUAUCAUCAUCAUCAUCCUCCUCAUUCUCAACAGACUUGCCUCCUUCAUCAUCGGCAGCAGCACUUGCUACAUCGACAUCGACGGAACAACAACAACCUAAACCGGCUGUGAAAAGGAGAGGAAGGCCACCUGCUGCUAAAAAGAUGGAUUUCGCUCAGCAGCACCUACAGGCGGAUGACGAACGGAGGCCGUUGUUGGAUGGCGGGCGUGCCCAACAAGCUACUGAUGCGGAUUCUGCCGCUGAACCCAUAAAGACGACUUGGGCAAGUCGGAAUCAGUGGAUUGUGCUCGCCAUGGCUAGUGGAGCGUGUGCUGCGUUUAAUGGAGCUUUUGCGAAGUUGACAACUACGGAACUUACCUCGAGCUUCUCUCAGGCGAUUGCUAGACUACUGCAUCUUUCAGAGGAAGAGAAGAUGAUUGAGGUUAUUGUGAGAGGUAUCUUCUUCGGUCUCAAUCUAGUAUUCAACGGUGUAAUGUGGACCCUCUUCACCCAAGCCCUCGCACGCGGUCAUUCCACAACACAGGUCUCCAUCAUGAACACCUCGUCCAACUUUGUCAUCACCGCCAUGCUCGGGUUUGUCAUCUUCUCUGAGGCGUUACCGCCUAUGUGGUGGGUGGGCGCCGCUAUGCUGGUUGCGGGGAACGUGAUUAUCGGACGGAAAGAUGAGAGCGAAGGCCAAGGGAGUAGUGACACGAAACAGGAUGGAGAUGAUGGACAUGGUACUGGCAGUGGCAGCAAUGAUGCUGCUUCCGUGGGUGGCUCGGCCGAAGGUUUGGCUGAGGAUGGUUUGGGGACGUAUAGGCGUGUUGUUCAGGCUGAAGGGUCGGGGAGUCGUGGAAGACAAGGCGAUGGAAUACCGGUGGUGGAUGAGGUGGAGAAGGAGGAAAGUGAUGAGGACGUCACGAUGCUUGGUGGUGAAGCAGCUGGUAACGGACGGUAAGAGCUCCGUAUGAUCACCUUGUUAUUUUCUGGUAGAUCUCUUCAAUAUAUUUUUGUUGGAUAAAUUUUGAGCGUGUCAUUGGGUCGGCGUCAUAUGAAAUACAACCUCUUGGUAAGUUGAAUGAUACGGGUCCUGCUUGCACAAAGGUUGAGUUUAAGCGCAGUAUAACAGUCAAGGGAAAUUAGGCAUGCAGUGUACACGGUGAGUACCAUCCUUCAUGGCACGAAAAGGCGCACAUUCUUGAACUGAAGCAAUGCUGUCCUUACUCUCGUGAUGAAGAGUCUGUGAACUUGGGAAGUCUGGUGGUGUUCGAUACACGCCCCUGGGUCUCGGCCCCGCAUAGCGCUAAAACAGCAACUCCACAAUGACUUUGCAGGGAUCUUGAAAGGCCCCGUUCUUUUUCGUAGCUCGAGUCCAUCU
Molecule: messenger RNA, 1630 nt
Organism: Neurospora tetraspora
Lineage: Eukaryota; Fungi; Ascomycota; Sordariomycetes; Sordariales; Sordariaceae
Exons: 4
Coding region: 212-1210 (332 amino acids)
Source: RefSeq, a predicted model, not a curated record